Molecule: messenger RNA, 1446 nt
Organism: Sporothrix schenckii 1099-18
Lineage: Eukaryota; Fungi; Ascomycota; Sordariomycetes; Ophiostomatales; Ophiostomataceae
Exons: 1
Coding region: 1-1446 (481 amino acids)
Source: RefSeq, a predicted model, not a curated record
AUGCGCGCUGAACGACAGCGUGCGCUGGUGCCGACCACUUGGACAGCCUUGGUUCUGGCCCUCGCAUGUCUGUUCUUCGACAGCACAGCAACCGCUGAUGUCGUCAUCUUGCCCGGCGGCGCACCGCGUCGGUACAACGGUCCACCCGGCGCCACGUCACUGGACGACUUUUACCGGCGCAGCGCCGCCAACGAGUUUGACCAUGCCAGCAGCGACGAGCAGGUCCUCAUGGGCGUGUUCGACGACAGCACGUUCCAGACAGCCAACCAGGUCCUGCCCUCCUCCGAGAGUUUUGUGCGCGGUGCCCUGCAGGCCUGGGCCGAGCACCUCCAUCUCGUGCUCCGGCCCGACGAGGUCUGGUUCACGAUCCUGACGCAGCUGUUCUUUUAUGUCGGCAGCCACCGCAACGAGACGGCCGAGAUCUAUGAGCCUCGGGCGGCUGGUGCCGACCCUAUGACGCUGAGCGACUUUGAAUGGUUCCGUGUCAUCCAGGAUUUCAAGUACGAGGCGGAGAGCCACUGCCACGCGCCUUGGCUGAUGCUGUGGGCCAUGCCCAAUUUCACCACCUCGACGGUCGUCGACGAGAUGACGUCCACGGUUAUUUUGCUCGGGCAGAAUGAGGCCCACGCGGCCGCGGCGGGGCAGCCGGAGGAGGGCCGCCGGCCGGCAUGUGGUCUGCCGUCGGUGACGCUAGAGGGCGCGCAGGACGACUGGGCCGAGAUGCUGCGGAAGCUCGACCGCCUGCCCGCGUUCGGUUCGCAGGCGGCGGCCUACAAAGACCAGCUGACACCCAUCCUGCGGCAGUUCAUUCGCAGCUUUGACGCGCCCGACAGCACAGCUACGCGCCUCUUUUGGAACCAGAUUGUGACGGCCGCGGGCGACAACCCGGCCUGCCUGGGCACACCAGAGCACGAUACUGUGUCGGGUUGGCUGACCGGUUUCUUUUACUGGACAUCGACCGGUCAACGACUGGUGCCCCUGAACAGCACCAUCCGUAGUGGUGCUUCGACGAAGACGUCCGCCGUGACGAGGCUGGACAAUGUCACAUACGGCGCGUUGGCCCUUGUCGACCUUCCCAUUUCAUACGCGCGGGCGCCCUUUAUUCUGCGCGACUUCAACAACACGGCCAAGUUCGAGGCAUAUGUUCUGGCCGGCACAUUGGGCAAGCAGGUCUCGCCCGGCGCGCCCGACGGCUAUGCCGACGCGUUGCGGCGGGCGAAUCAGACGGCACUGUUGACGUCGGUGAAUUCGACCAUCCAUAGCGCACUGAUGCCUCUGUCGGCGUGGAUGUUAUACGGACCGGCCAACUUCACGGCCCCCGAAGUGCAAUGGGAGGCUGAGCCCGAGCUCGCGGAUCUCGCUGCGUCACUACGAGUCGUGUCUAAUGAUACGCAGUGUCAAGGAAAGACAAAUCACGCUCGUGGGUUUGGUUCGUACGGAAGAUAG